AUUGGCUAAAACGUGAGGUUUUCUACCGAGAUUGUCGGUUUAACAAGAAGGUGCUCGAGUAAAUAAAUCCAAAUAGUAGGGAACGAUCAGUAAAUCUGGAAAGUUUUUCUGUUUUUUCAACGGACAAAUAAAUGGAAUACAAUAACCCGACCCAAAUACCCCAGCCGCCCUCUUUUCCCCAGCCCUGAUUUACGCUUCCAGGUUUAUUGUUUUCCCCUUCUAUUUUAAAAGAGGCCAAUCAAAUUUCCCUUUUUAUAAGGUUUAGGGUUUUGGAUGGGUACGGAGAGGAAAAGGAAGGUGAGCUUGUUCGAUGUGGUGGAUGAGACAUCGGCUAAGGCCGCAAAAUCGAACGGCGGAGGAUUAGGGGCGAUGAACUUCAACAGCUCGAUCAACAAGUGGAAUGGAAGGCCUUAUUCCCAAAGGUAUUACGAGAUUUUGGAAAAGAGGAAAACUCUCCCUGUUUGGCAACAGAAAGAGGAGUUUUUGCAAGUCUUGAAGGCCAAUCAAACCCUUAUCUUAGUCGGCGAAACCGGUAGCGGUAAAACCACCCAGAUACCUCAGUUUGUAUUGGACGCUGUUGAUAUAGAAACUCCGGAUAAACGUAGGAAAACUAUGAUUGCCUGUACCCAGCCGCGAAGAGUGGCUGCAAUGUCUGUUUCGCGGCGCGUUGCUGAAGAAAUGGAUGUAACUAUUGGAGAGGAGGUUGGUUAUAGUGUUCGUUUCGAAUAUUGCAGUAGUGCAAGAACUGUUUUAAAGUAUCUAACAGAUGGUAUGCUUUUAAGUGAAGCAAUGACUGAUCCUCUUUUAGAAAGGUAUAAAGUAAUUAUUCUUGAUGAGGCCCAUGAAAGAACUUUGGCGACUGAUGUGCUAUUUGGGCUUCUGACAGAAGUGUUAAAGAAUCGAUCUGACCUGAAGCUUGUUGUUAUGAGUGCAACACUGGAGGCUGAAAAGUUUCAGGGUUAUUUUAAUGGUGCACCACUUAUGAAGGUUCCUGGUAGGCUUCACCCUGUGGAGAUAUUCUACACUCAGGAACCUGAAAGGGAUUACUUGGAGGCCGCAAUUCGGACUGUUGUCCAGAUACACAUGUGUGAGCCUCGUGGUGACAUACUUGUUUUCCUGACUGGAGAGGAGGAGAUAGAAGAUGCCUGUCGCAAAAUAACAAAAGAAAUUGGAAACAUGGGGGAUCAAGUAGGACCUGUUAAAGUAGUGCCUUUAUAUUCAACUCUUCCACCAGCAAUGCAACAGAAGAUUUUUGAACCUGCUCCGCCUCCUUCGAAGGAGGAUGGCCCUCCUGGAAGGAAGAUUGUGGUGUCAACAAACAUUGCUGAAACUUCCUUGACCAUUGAUGGCAUUGUUUAUGUUAUUGACCCAGGGUUUUCCAAGCAAAAAGUUUAUAACCCACGAGUGCGUGUUGAGUCCUUACUGGUAUCUCCCAUAUCAAAGGCAAGUGCACACCAAAGAUCUGGGCGUGCUGGAAGAACUCAACCUGGCAAAUGUUUCAGGCUCUACACUGAAAAGAGUUUUAAUAAUGAUCUGCAACCGCAGACCUAUCCUGAAAUAUUACGAUCAAACCUUGCAAGUACAGUUCUCACCUUGAAGAAACUGGGAAUUGAUGAUCUGGUGCAUUUUGAUUUUAUGGACCCGCCUGCUCCAGAGACAUUGAUGCGGGCAUUGGAAGUGUUGAAUUACUUGGGAGCAUUGGAUGAUGAGGGGAACUUAACAAAGUCGGGACAGAUCAUGAGUGAAUUCCCCUUGGAUCCUCAAAUGUCAAAGAUGCUCGUAGUUAGUUCUGAGUUCAACUGUUCAAAUGAGAUUCUUUCAAUUGCUGCCAUGCUUUCAGUACCCAAUUGCUUUGUACGGCCUAGGGAGGCGCAAAAAGCUGCAGAUGAAGCAAAAGCUAGGUUUGGGCAUAUUGAUGGUGAUCAUCUCACGCUUUUGAAUGUGUACCAUGCUUACAAACAAAACAAUGAGGAUGCAACUUGGUGCUAUGAGAAUUUUAUCAACCAUAGAGCGCUGAAGGCUGCCGAUAAUGUUAGACAACAGCUGGUGCGCAUCAUGUCGAGGUUUAACCUGAAGCUGUGCAGCACUGAUUUCAACGGCCGUGACUACUAUGUCAACAUUAGAAAGGCCAUGCUUGCUGGUUAUUUCAUGCAGGUAGCUCAUCUGGAGCGCACAGGACACUACUUGACAGUUAAAGACAAUCAGGUGGUGCACUUGCAUCCAUCAAAUUGCCUGGAUCACAAACCAGAGUGGGUCAUCUACAAUGAGUAUGUCCUGACAAGCCGGAAUUUCAUUCGUACUGUGACAGAUAUUCGUGGUGAAUGGUUAGUUGAUAUAGCACCGCAUUAUUACGAUCUUGAAAAUUUCCCACAGUGCGAGGCAAAGUGUGUCCUUGAAAAACUUUACAAGAAAAGGGAGAAGGAUCGGGAGGAGAGUAGGAACAGAAGAUGAAGCAACUCCCAUGCUAGUUGUUUGGACUCCAAUUUUUCCACCGUGCUAUUUGCGUGCGAUUCCAUUUGUUAGUUGAUAAAUUGGAAGAUAGAGAAAUUUCUUGUACCACCGUAAGAGUAGGAAGUUCGUUCCUAUCAUCUGUAUUAUACUAUUAGUCCAAAUUUGUUUUUACUUGCUAUCUAUCAUUUAGUUGUCGAACAAUUGAAAUGAUCAAAAAAGGAAAAAAGAAACGAGCAUGAUUUUGGGACCUAUUACAUGU
Durio zibethinus is the source of this 2710-nucleotide messenger RNA. Its product is annotated as putative pre-mRNA-splicing factor ATP-dependent RNA helicase DEAH2. Gene Ontology annotation, molecular function: RNA helicase activity; RNA binding; ATP binding. Lineage: Eukaryota; Viridiplantae; Streptophyta; Magnoliopsida; Malvales; Malvaceae. Gene Ontology annotation, cellular component: intracellular anatomical structure. The record is from RefSeq and is a predicted model, not a curated record.